AUGAAAAAUUAUGAAGAUAAUUCUAUAAUACAAACAUUAUAAUAGACAAAAAUCACAAAUUAUGAGUGUUGUAUUAUUUGUAAAACAAAAACAAGUUUAGAAUUUUUAUUUAGACCUCAAGAAUGUUCUCAUCAAUUUUGUAUGUAAUGUUUACAAGAGAAAUUAAAAAAUAAUUAAAAAAAUGAUUUUAGUUGUCCAAUUAAUGGUUGCAAUAGUAAAUUUAAUUAAAAAGAAUUACCAUCAAGUAUUUCUAAUAAAUUAAUAUAUUCUUAAGUAAUAUAAAAAUAAACAGAAAUUAUACGAAAAUCUGAAAUUUAAGAAAAAUCAUCUUAAUAAUCUAUUAUUUCUAGCAAUGCAAAAUAAAAUGAUAAGAAUCUAAAUAACUAAUGUCAUUAUUGUUUUAAAUAAUAUACAGAUAAUUUGAUAUACAAGAUUAAAUGUAGUCAUUUUAUAUGUAAAUCUUGUUUUAUGUAAAUUGAAAAUAAAAAUAUAGAUUAAUUCAAAUGUUAAGUAUCAAAAUGUAAUGAAAUUAUUAAAUUUAAAGAAUUAAAUCAAUAUUUUAAUAUGAAUUAAAGUUAAAACUCAUAAUAAAAAUGUGGUAAUUGUUAUUCAAUCUGUUAAAAAUCAGAAUCAUUUUGUAAUACAAAUUGUCAUCAUAUUAUAUGUUUAAAAUGUGUUAAUAAUAUUUAUAAAUCAUAAAGAACUCCAAAAUGUCUUAAAUGUAAUAUAGUUAUAGAUGAAGAAAAAUUAGAUGAAUUUUAUCUGUAAAUUUAAAUUAAAUCUACUGAAGAUAUAUCUUAAAUAAAGAGCUUUGAUCCAGAAUUUUAAGAGGAUUGUACAUUUUGUCAUUCUCCUUUUACAGAUUACAAUACUUAAUAAAAUUUAAAUUGUCCAAAUCAUGCAAUAGGUGCAUGUUGCAUAAUCUUUCCAUUAGAUUGUCCAUAAUGUUAGAUGAAUUCAUUGAUUGUUGAAAAAUGUAUUGAAAUUGUUAUAAAUUAGAAAAAUUGCAAUUUUUUUUAUUUUAUAAUGAUUCAGACUUUAUUAAAUAUCAAACAUAAGGUAAAUUCAAAUGA
Molecule: messenger RNA, 1073 nt
Organism: Paramecium primaurelia
Lineage: Eukaryota; Ciliophora; Oligohymenophorea; Peniculida; Parameciidae
Source: the annotation of a GenBank genome assembly